CAAUUAUCCAACAGAGGCAGAGGAGGUACAGUAAGCAACAGGACCCAGAGCAAAGUGGAAGAUCCCAGAGUAAAAUUUUAAAAAAAUACUGUUUUUUAGUGUGUUAAUAUGUUAUUAAUAUACAACAAGUGAUCUAAUAACAGUGUAAAGAUAACAGUUGAUUUAUUCAUUGUUAGACACAGCAGGCUAUACAUCAUGUAGGUGAAGUGAAUAAGAACACCGCUACUGGUUUCCUGAGAUGUAGCCACUGUCAUCCCAGAUCCAGAAAUUCCUUGGAUUUUCUGGGUCAGUGGUAAUGACAUUUCUUCUUGACAUUAUGUUAUGGUGCUGAGAGUUGUGAAUUUCCACUCAGUCAGACUGUCACAUAGCGAGACUUCAGUGGACUAUCUGUGCCAUGAAUGUCCUAACCUCCUGACAGAGAUUGUUGUGUUUUGAAAGUGUACUCUCACAGUAGGCAUAUGGACAUUUUCAAAUAUAGGUAAUGACAAUAAGACAUGUCACAGAGCAAUUGUGUGAACAUUUUGCCUAUGUUAUUACAUCAUUACUACAAUCAUAAACACUUGCAGUAGGCUAUGCAUAAUAUUUAUGUAUAGAAAUAAAUAAAAAAUAAAGAAUGAAAGAAAGAUAGAAAAAAGUGUAAAAACAAGUAGUUGAGAAUAUAUGUAUUUGUUCAUAUGAUAGCAACAUUUAGUAUUGAUACAGAACAUGUGCAACAAACAGGCCUGCCUGUGUAGUGAGUUUUUCUCCAAAUGUUUGAAGAAUGUGUAAUUUAAUCAACUACAUUUCCCGAAAUACAUUGCUCUGGCCAGGGUCGCUGUUUUUCAGAGAAAGCAGAAUUCCGAGUGCAGAGUCCAAACUGUUGACGACAGCGAGGUGUUUAUCUUACGUGAGCUUUUGGAUCUUGUCUGCAAGGAAGAUACGAUGUUGGUUCGGAUGCUGUCUGGUGGCCGUGGGUUCGGUUUCGGUUUCAGAGUUCCGAGGGAGUGUCUGCGGAGAGUUGGACUCGGAAUAGCGGGGAGGCAGGAGAGGCAUGCUUCAAGUUCAGAGGUACUGUUCCAUCAACCUCCAGGGCAAACUUCUGCUGCUCACUAAAACCAACCCAAAACGUAGCAAUUCUAAAGGAUUUGUCCAUGCAGUUGGCCUAGUGCUGGGAAAUAUUGAAUAUGCAUUGUGUUUCAGAUCCUUCAGAACCUAAUUUUGGUUAAUUUUUUCAUAUAUGUUUUAGAUGUGUUUAGUCGUCAAACCUUGUUUUUGUUCUUAUUUUGAUGCAUAAGCUAUUGCAAUAUGACAGAACAGUCAUCAUGUUUUGCUUGCCCAUUUGCUCCAUGUUUUUUCCCCCUCUUAUUUGUGGCACACUUGGUCAUGCAAAUCAAAUCGACAUCUGUCCCAGCAGAAUGCCCCCGAGCCCGCACAGAUCCCUUCACUUGACUGGCUGCUGCAGAUGAUGAUUUUAUUAAAAGCAUGGUAGUGGCUUCUGUCAGAGGGGUAUAGAUAGGCCUGCCUCUGAUCCAUUAUCUCUAGAACUAGUCUAUUGCAUGAACACUAUCUCCCGUUCAUACUCUCUUCUCAGUUCUAGUGAGAUUUCAUUGAAUAGUUUAGGCUGCUGAAGACUUUCUGAUUUACUGUCAAAUGUUGAUAGAACUUAGACUACACACAGAGAGAGAGAGAGAGAUUACUUUGGACUUGUUUCACAAAAAUCUGUACCUGUAAGCAGGCCAAUAUCGGCCCCCAAAGUGCAUGGCUCACUGCUCACUGAUAAGAGCAUGCAGUGGCUGGGUUAAAGGUCAAAAGUGACAAUAGUUGUAGUAGAAGAAGUCUGCAUAAAAACCUGGGUGCAUUUAUUACUAUCGCGCACCAGACUCAUACUGUACACUGCGGCUGUUGAAAGAGACUAAUUUAUCACCAACAUUAUUACUGUUAUCUAUUAUAGGACCUGCAUUUGUUAUGGUUAUGUCAUGGUUAUGAUGAAAAUAUUAAUCUUUCAAGUCAGACCUGCUGUUGUCCUCUUCACAGUAAUGUGUUCUCACCUACAAUGAUAUGACAAUCAGUUGUAUGAAUCAGUUACAUGAAUUACAUGAACUUCCAUGACCUUACUAGCCUGGUCCCAGAUCUGUUUGUGCUUUUGUCUACUCCAUUAUCAUUGGCAUGACAAUUCCAUAAGAAGUUGGCAGGAGAGCAGAAACAGACUGGCAACCAGGCUAUGACUUUACAUUACUGAUAACAUUACAGUAAUGACAGUACAGCAGUGUGGCAGCAUAUGUUACAACAAUAAUGACAGAGUGUUUUCUUUCUGAGCCAGGCCUCGAUGAGGAAGACAGCUCUGUUUGACUUCCAUCGGGACCAGGGAGGUAAGAUGGUGGAGUUUGCUGGAUGGAGCAUGCCUGUCCAGUACAAAGACAGCCACAUCCACUCCCACAUGCACACUCGCCAGCACUGCUCCAUCUUCGACGUCAGCCACAUGUUACAGGUGAGAGGGAUUUCAUUUAGCAAAUUUGCAUGGGUAGAUAUUGUGUGCUCAUUGUAUUGGCUAUAGCAUCCAUUUUGUGUUUCUCAAACAGAGCAAAGUCCACGGAAGAGACAGAGUUAAGUUUAUAGAGUCUAUGAUCGUUGGAGACAUAGCAGAGCUGAAGGACAACCAGGUGAGACAAAUGCCUGCAGAAAGACACACAAGCACAUACACUUAAUUCUCCCACACAGCGACACACUCUUCUCACACUUUUAUCUCCAGGGCACGCUCACCCUCUUCACCAAUGACAAGGGAGGAAUAAAUGAUGAUCUCAUCGUCACCAAGACAGACCAAGGCUACCUCUACGUGGUGUCCAAUGCUGGCUGUGCAGACAAGGACUCCGCCAACAUGAAGGUCAGUAGUCCACAAACAUCUUGUCUGCGACAACCAUCACUCCAAGUUUUGGAUGGAUUUGUAAUGCUUUAAUAAAAUGUAAUUUCUGUUUCUUAUUUCUGAUCCUUUCUGUGUUAAUGUAGGCUAGACUAGCCGAGUUCAAAGCUGCUGGUCAUGAUGUGGAGCUGGAGUUUCUGGAGGAAUGUUUGAUUGCCGUUCAAGGUAAGUUAUCUUAUGGCAACGUCCGUUCUACUCGAUAUAUAUAGAUUUCUGGUCGUUCCACAAUGUUGUGCCCUCCUGAAUAUGGCCCUGUGUUAAAGUAGUGUGUGACCUGGGUCGUAUUCUUUAGGUACCCAACAGAAGAAAACGGACUGAAACGGGGAGGAACUACCAUAAGAUAUUUUAGUUUGCCGUUGCAAAUCAUUUCGCUACGAUGUGUACUAAAGAAUAUGACCCUGUACAUGUCCUCCUCAGGUCCCUCCAUGGCCAAGGUACUCCAGCCGGGACUGACAGAUGACCUCAGCAAGUUGACCUUUAUGACCAGCACCCUGGCCACUGUGUUUGGGAUCCAGGGCUGCAGGGUGACCCGCUGUGGCUACACCGGAGAAGACGGAGUGGAGGUGUGUCUCUCAUUCUCUCUUUCUUAGUAUUUCAGUAGAGAUGGAUGUUUUUGUGUGCUCUGUGCAUUUCUUUCAAGAACCCUUUGUCUGAAAGCAAUUGGCAUUUGUAAGAAAAUAAUGUGUUUCCUUCCUUGUGUUGCAAAAUUGUAUUAGUCAUUUCCUCCUCAUCCUCCCGUUCAGAUCUCAGUGCCUAAAUCUGGUGUGGUGGCCCUGACGGAGCGCCUGUUGGCCAACAGUGAGGUCAAGCUGGCCGGACUGGGGGCGCGAGACAGUCUGAGGCUGGAGGCAGGCCUCUGUCUCUAUGGUAAUGACAUCGAUGAGACCACUACCCCUGUGGAGGCAACACUGGUGUGGACCAUAGGUAACUCCUCAUUAUUAUACACUCCCUUAUAGUGUGUGUGUGUCUCUGUCUGUCGGUCUGUCUGUGUCUCUGUGUGUGUUAAUUGGGUUGUUUGAUGGACUUACAGGAAAGCGUCGUCGUCAGGCGAAGGAUUUCCCCGGUGCGGAGAUCAUUGUCCCCCAGAUAAAGGCAAAGACGACGAGGAAGCGUGUGGGCCUGGUGUCCACGGGACCCCCUGUCAGACAGCACACCCCCAUUCUCAGCCCAGAGAGAAAGGUCAUAGGUCAGUUAGAGGAUCUCUACUCGCUAUUACAAGAUACAAGAUCUGAAUAAUCAUAUGUAAAAGUUUGAUUAUGCCUACUUAGGAUCAGGAUACCACACCUGAUGAUUUUCUGUUAUUGUUUGUCUUUGUUAGUAGGCCUAUACUGUAGUGUUAUUUAUGCCCAACUGUGACACUGUUCCAUUUAAAUUUAGCUGUGUGUGGAUUGCUGUUGAGAUUAGAUUCAACUUUCUUUUCAUCUGUUUUUUUUUCUUUUUCAGGUGAGGUCACCAGUGGUUGCCCCUCCCCCUGCCUGAAGCAGAACGUUGCCAUGGGUUACGUGGAUGCGGCGUACGCCAAGAAUGGAACUCCCAUUCAGGUGGAGGUGAGGAAGAAGGCAGUGAAGGCAGUGGUCACCAAGAUGCCCUUCGUGCCUACAAACUACUACUCUGGCCAUUAGAUCUGUCCCUCAAUGGACACCUGGCUUAUGAGAUCAGCCUGCGGACAGUACCCUGACCAGACAGACUGCCUCCUACUGACCACCAGAGAUCAGUCUAUCAGAGCAAAUGCUGCCGCCUUGUGUUUACCUUGAGCAGUGACACUCAAACCUGAAGGACUGCAAGGCUUUCUUUAGCAAUAGAGAAUGGGUAAUGAGAGUGUGUGUCCUUGCCUACACCCACAACUCCACUUAACUACACAAAUACAGCUACACUCUUGAGGAUGAGGCUUUUCACUCCUGUUAUCUGAAGCUUGUUGAUGGUCUUUAGACCACAGUGAGUUGUGUGAAUGAGCCAUAUGGUUUGAAGGACAAGGAUAUCACUGACUCACUGACCAGUCAGCAAAAGCAGCAACACAUGCUAUGUAAACCAAGAGACACAGCAGCAAGUCAUGUGUACAGGACUACUGAGCAAAAUGUUUUCUCCUGUCUUACAUUCUAAUAGUAUGAGUAUGAAUCUAAACUUGCAUUUUACAGGCUAAGUGGCACAAUGACAUGUGUUAAUGUUUACUAAUUGCUAAUUUAAUACUAUAUAUCAGCAGGAACAAACAACUCUCCAUAUGAUUCCAAAUUGCUUUUGUGAUACUUUGUCUUUAGGCUUGUACCACGAUCCUAGUUGUCACAUUCCCAACAAACUAAAACUGAACAAUAAAUGCAGUAAUGUGUGGCCAAAAUGCAAUACCUUGCUUACAAGAAAGCUUGAGAAACUAGAAAUGUAACUACUGUAAAGUAUCUUAGAGGGGUUCAUGGUCUUGCAUCUCCCCUCUAGUAUUGAAAUAUUGUCUCAAUGUUUUUGAUAUUCACGUUUGUUCAUGUGAAUUCCUUAAUUUGUAUAGCUAGGUAAUGAUGUAGUUUGUAUUUAAUACCCUCAUAUUUUCCUUGUAAUAUAGGUUGUAAUUCACAUAUAAUUAAAUAUUAGAACUCAGUGUAAUUCAAAUAUAUUAUACCUUUCUCAUUGUUGUGGAAAGCCCUCACUUUGGAGAAUUGUCAUUGCAAUUUGGAAGUCACAUGACUCCACUACAUCUAAGUUAAACAUCUGUCACUAAUGUUGUUUGACAAUUGCCAAAAUGUAUGGACUACUGUAUUUACUGCUGAUUAAUGCAUGAAUCAAUUGAAAUUGAUUAAUGCCCUGUGUGUUGUCUUUCUAACAUUCAAGAUUUUGUUGUUUGCAAAUUAUUAAACACGAUUUUCCCA
This is a messenger RNA of Coregonus sp. 'balchen', 5748 nucleotides long. Lineage: Eukaryota; Metazoa; Chordata; Actinopteri; Salmoniformes; Salmonidae. The record is from the annotation of a GenBank genome assembly.